CCGCCCGGGCCCGCCCUGCCCUCCCCCGCCAACAUCGAUAUCCGGGACACAGUGAAGUACAAGGAAGUCAUGAAACAAUAUGGGCUGGGCCCAAAUGGUGGAAUAGUGACCUCUCUCAAUCUCUUUGCUACAAGAUUUGAUCAGGUCAUGAAGUUUAUUGAAAAAAGACAAAAUGCAUCCAAGUAUGUUAUCAUUGACACACCAGGACAAAUAGAGGUAUUCACCUGGUCAGCAUCAGGAACCAUCAUAACUGAGGCACUGGCUUCCUCUUUUCCAUCAGUUGUUGUUUAUGUGAUGGAUACCUCUCGCAGCACUAAUCCUAUCACCUUUAUGUCUAAUAUGCUGUAUGCCUGCAGUAUCCUGUACAAAACAAAGCUGCCUUUUAUUGUUGUCAUGAACAAGACUGACAUAAUUGAUCACAGUUUUGCAGUAGAAUGGAUGCAGGACUUCGAGACGUUUCAGGAUGCCCUGAAUCAAGAGACAUCCUAUGUCAGUAACCUGACUCGUUCUAUGAGUUUAGUGUUGGAUGAGUUUUACAGCUCACUCAAGGUGGUUGGUGUUUCUGCUGUGCUUGGCACAGGACUGGAAGAUUUUUUUGUUCAGCUUUCUAAAGCUGUGGAUGAAUAUGAGAGGGAAUAUCGUCCGGAAUACGAGCGUCUGAGGAAAACACUGGAGAAAGCUCAAAAUAAACAAAAGAGAGAGCAGCUGGAACACUUGUGGAAGGACAUGGGCACAGUAUGUGUGCAGAGCAACACACUUGGAGGUUCUGAUGAUGCUUCUGCAAUGGGUCCCUCUGAUCUGAUCCUAACACGAGGAACUCUUGAUGAGGAAGAUGAAGAGAGGGAGAGUGAUACUGAUGACAUUGACCAUGAUGUUACUGAGCAGAGCCACGAAGAACCAGCCUUCAGAAAUUUUAUGGAAGAGACACGGAUGAAAUACCAGAGAAGAAGCAAUCAGGAUGAAUGAGACUCUCGGAAACAGAGAGCUUGUAAUCCCUUGUAAUGGAGUGAACAGUAAAGAAAGGGGCAUAAAGAAACUUGUAUGCAACCAUAUGUGAAGUCUUAGGUCUGUGAAUAGCUCCCUCAGAUGUAUUUAUGUUUUUCUUCCUGCAGUAACUGUUGGUCAUGAGUUGAAAGUCUCAUAUCCAACUGACUGCACGUUUGGCCAUCUGUCACUGUGACUUCCUAAAGCCAAAAGAACCAGAGAGCACUUUCUUUUGCUCCAAACUCUUUAGAUGUGCCUGUUGAGACCUUAGAUUUUGAGGUCUGACAGCAUUAUCAUCUAGAAUACUUAAGACAGAUCUUCAAGAGUGCAGUCUUUUCACCUCAUGCAGAGAGGUGUAUCUUCUGCCUCCAGGUAUCUCUCUGCUGCAGUUGCAGUACACUCCUGAGAGGCAUGUUUGCUUUCUUCUGAUAAUGACCUAAAGAGAGAGUCUCUCUCUCUCUCUCUCUCUUUUUUUUUUUUUAAUUCUCCCCAAAGUGUUAUGUUUUUGCAGAUAAAAUGUGAGAUCUUUAUAGAGUAAAUUAAGCUUGUCCACUUCUCUAAGUAAAGCAAGGUAAUUACAAUAUUUCAUCCA
Struthio camelus australis is the source of this 1576-nucleotide messenger RNA. The record is from RefSeq and is a predicted model, not a curated record. NCBI's taxonomy places the organism in Eukaryota, Metazoa, Chordata, Aves, Struthioniformes, Struthionidae.